This is a messenger RNA of Auanema sp. JU1783, 879 nucleotides long. Lineage: Eukaryota; Metazoa; Nematoda; Chromadorea; Rhabditida; Rhabditidae. The record is from the annotation of a GenBank genome assembly.
AUGUUAGAAAAGGAGAAGGUCGAUAUUCUUCCGAUAGCUCAUAAGAGUUAUGAAGUUCGUCGUUGGCCUACGUUUGUUGCUCUCAUCUGUGUGGGUAUUGGAUGGGCAUUAAAUGAAGUAGCAUUAGCGUGGAUUCAUGAAAGAGUUCCUAGAGAUGUUCCUCCACUUCCAGACUUGUGGUUCUCCUUCUUCCCUGAGGUUCGAGGUGCUAUCAGAGUAACUGAGUACAUUAUGCUUAUAUUGACAUUGAAUGCAUUGAUUAUUGUUAUUUGUCACCAACAUCGAUGGAUCGUCGCCAGACGUGUGUUCUUCUGUGCCGGUCUCGCAUAUUGUUUUCGAGCUCUCUGUAUCACCAUAUUCCAGGUACCGGUGCCUUCGGUUAAUACUUACUGUGCACCAAAGACCAAUGGAUCUAUGGAAAUUAUAGCAGCUCGGGUAGCACGCAUGUUCUGGAGUGCUGGAAUUGAGCAACUCCGUCCUCGUGAACUGUGUGGAGAUUUAAUAGUUUCGGGUCAUACACUAACCAUCUUCACUGCCUUUUUCACAUUCAAGUACUAUGCGCCAAAAAAGCUGAAAAUGGUCGGAUAUCUCUUCAACGUACUAGCCUUCAUGGCCGUCAUAGCAAUUCUAUUAGCUAGGAAACAUUACACUAUUGACGUCGUUCUAGGUUACACUGUUUCAUCCAGAAUCUUCAUGGAGUACCAUUCACUCAUGGUUUCAUAUCAUGACGGUGGAAUGGAUAGGAAUAUUCUUUCUUGGUCUUGGUGGUCACCAUUUGUUUCAUUCUUCGAACGAGAUGCUCCACCUCCACACAUUUUCCACAAUCACAUCGAAUGGCCAUCAAGUUGCCCCAACAAGAUUCGCAGAAGAAUAGCCUAA